Mastomys coucha (southern multimammate mouse) is the source of this 1608-nucleotide messenger RNA. It is a transcript of the gene Nprl2, whose product is annotated as NPR2 like, GATOR1 complex subunit. Bases 312 to 1454 code for a protein of 380 amino acids. Gene Ontology annotation, cellular component: GATOR1 complex; vacuolar membrane. The transcript is spliced from 12 exons. Lineage: Eukaryota; Metazoa; Chordata; Mammalia; Rodentia; Muridae. Gene Ontology annotation, molecular function: GTPase activator activity. Gene Ontology annotation, biological process: negative regulation of TORC1 signaling; cellular response to amino acid starvation; positive regulation of autophagy. The record is from RefSeq and is a predicted model, not a curated record.
AGCCGGAACGGAAGGCGUGGGGCACUACGGGAAUUGUAUUUCCCAACUGCUUCCCUACCUAAGUGUGAAUCUCUUUGCACAUUGCCUCCCCGUGUGCACUUGGCACGCUGUACCUUCACCGUAGUAUUUUGCCUUCCUCACCUGCUUCUCAAGUUCGACGCAGUGACUUCCUCCAAAAUAAACUGGACCCCCGGGCCCGGCAGCCGCGCCACCGCUCCGUUACGGAGGCACUUCACUUCCGGGUAUUCCAAGGCGUGGGGGCGACCACCACACGAAAAACAGGAAUUACACACCUGGGUCCAGACAGCGCCAUGGGCAGCAGCUGCCGCAUCGAAUGCAUAUUCUUCAGCGAGUUCCACCCAACGCUGGGACCCAAAAUUACCUAUCAGGUCCCUGAGGAUUUCAUCUCUCGAGAGCUGUUUGACACGGUCCAGGUGUACAUCAUCACCAAGCCCGAGCUACAGAACAAGCUUAUCACUGUCACAGCCAUGGAAAAGAAGCUGAUAGGCUGCCCCGUGUGCAUUGAACACAAGAAGUACAGCCGCAAUGCUCUCCUCUUCAACCUGGGCUUCGUGUGUGACGCUCAGGCUAAGACGUGUGCCCUGGAACCCAUCGUGAAAAAGCUGGCCGGCUACUUGACCACACUGGAGCUUGAAAGCAGCUUUGUAUCCUCUGAGGAGAGCAAGCAGAAGCUGGUGCCCAUCAUGACCAUCUUACUGGAAGAGCUAAAUGCCUCUGGCCGGUGCACUCUGCCCAUCGAUGAAUCCAACACCAUCCACUUGAAGGUGAUUGAGCAGCGGCCUGACCCUCCUGUUGCGCAGGAGUAUGAUGUGCCUGUGUUUACAAAGGACAAAGAGGAUUUCUUCAGCUCGCAGUGGGACCUUACCACACAGCAGAUCCUCCCCUAUAUUGAUGGAUUUCGCCAUGUCCAGAAGAUCUCCGCUGAGGCAGAUGUGGAGCUCAACCUGGUGCGCAUUGCCAUUCAGAACCUGCUGUACUAUGGUGUUGUGACACUGGUAUCCAUCCUCCAGUACUCCAAUGUGUAUUGCCCAACACCAAAAGUCCAGGACCUGGUAGAUGACAAGUCCCUGCAAGAGGCAUGUCUGUCCUACGUCACCAAGCAAGGACACAAAAGGGCCAGUCUCCGAGAUGUGUUCCAGCUAUACUGCAGCCUGAGCCCUGGCACCACUGUCCGAGACCUCAUCGGCCGCCACCCUCAGCAGUUACAACAUGUUGAUGAAAGGAAGCUGAUCCAGUUUGGGCUUAUGAAGAACCUCAUCCGGAGACUACAGAAAUAUCCAGUCCGAGUGUCUCGGGAGGAGCGGAGCCACCCUGCCCGGCUUUACACGGGCUGCCACAGCUAUGAUGAGAUCUGCUGCAAGACAGGCAUGAGCUACCAUGAGCUGGACGAGCGGCUAGAAAACGACCCCAACAUCAUCAUCUGUUGGAAGUGAGGCUGGCUGGCUGGCUGGCUGGCUGGCUGGAACAUAUUACUAUGGCUACUUGCCCCUCCUAAGCCCUCCUUGGUCCACGGGGGCUAGACAAGUAGGCUAGUACAUAUGGUCUGGAGGGUGAGUCUCAGUUUUGUAAAUAAAGUCAUGCAUUUCA